AUGCAAAUGGCGUGGGAUAUGAUAUCUACAUGGAUCAAAUACGAAGAGAAAUUUUACGUUAUCCCAUCGACAGGGCAUAUCAUCAAUAAACCUUUCGCAGCUUGGACUUCACAACAUCAACAAAUCGCUCAGGCUAUGGAUUAUGUCGAAUGUGUCAACUUAUCGAUGCAAGUCAGUGUAUUCUUUUUGCUUCAAUGUUUCUGGAAUUAUCUUUCAAACUCUGUUGCUAAGAAAUCCUUCAUGAGUUCUCGCGAAUUCAAGUUUUAUAUUUUCUGGGCCCUUGGCAGUGUAGCCAUUUUUCCUGUCUUACAAUGGUAUUUCCGAGAGGAUCCUGGAUUGAGAGAAACUGUACCCCAAUUAGCAUUUGCUGUUGAAAUGAUUAUCACCUCUGCUUUAGGCAUCCGUUCUGAUUUAAGAUUCAAGCGAAUUUUAAAAUUAUCCGGCAACUUGAAAAACAGUGGUGUCGUUAUUGAGAAGCUUACAUAUUUCAAAGACAUGAACAUUUACCUUACAUUUGUUUUGUUCAUGUACGGUGUAUGCUUAUCUAUCCUUUGUGUUGAUGGCCUAACUGUAGCCAAGACAAUUAAUUCCAACAAGUUUGCAGCUGAUUUGUUAAUUGCAAACUGUAACACUGCCGCUAUUUUAAUGUGGCUUGUCGGUUUUUCAAUUUUCCAUCCUCGUCGUUCCAACGAUGACGAAACUACAAGCGCUAAUUCAAACGGGAUGAGUCGCACUGCAGUUACAAUGUCUCGUGGAAACAUGGAUAUUGAAUCGAGUCAUUCUAACAAGUUUAAACAUGGUUCGUCAUUUACAGAGGGUAAUAAAGUAAAUGAUCAGCGACUAAGCCAACGUAUCACAAAUUUCAUAGAAAACAAGAAUGCUGCAGCAGCAACAGCAGCUCGGUUUAAUGAUAAAUACAAUCCCUCCAGCGAAGAGCUUCAAAACAGUAGAUCUGGUAGUUUCUUACGCCCUAUGGGACCUGUGGAGGUAGACUAUCCCACCGGAACAUCCGGUACAUCGAGAACAUUCACUCCCACGCAUCAAUUUUCUCCAAGUUCUCCAACCGCAGAAAAGACCAAUUUCUCACGCAGUAUUGCAGUUGAUGAUCCUUAUACCAAUUCACCCAUCAACUUCACCAUGAUGGAUCCCAAGAGUGUCUCGGGUAAACGAUACAAUCAACCAGCAAGUGUUGCUGGUAGAGAGUCUUACGAAAGAUCGGUGUCGCCCAUGUCUGGAACAAGCGGUGCUCGAACACAAGAUUAUCCCAUGCAAACAAUGAGUGGUGCCAUUAGCAAUCCCAAUGAUUUUAGGUUCGAUCCUUUAUUAGAAGAAAAUACCUAUGAUUAUUUAGCUACUCCCACAAGAGCUAGAACAAACGAUCAUCCACAAGAAUGGUUGGGCCAAACACCUAACAGUGGAAGAAUUUAA
Messenger RNA from Mucor mucedo, 1428 nucleotides. RefSeq lists its product as uncharacterized. The record is from RefSeq and is a predicted model, not a curated record. Bases 1 to 1428 code for a protein of 475 amino acids. Lineage: Eukaryota; Fungi; Mucoromycota; Mucoromycetes; Mucorales; Mucoraceae. The transcript has 6 exons.